Anisakis simplex (herring worm) is the source of this 348-nucleotide messenger RNA. Lineage: Eukaryota; Metazoa; Nematoda; Chromadorea; Rhabditida; Anisakidae. The record is from the annotation of a GenBank genome assembly.
CACGUAUCAAAUCUGGAGAAGAAUGUUGGUUCGUUGAGUGCAACGAACGAAUUUCUUGAGAGACAAUUGAAGGACUCGAAAACUGAAGUGACCCGUCUUAAAGAGGAAUUGGAGAAGUGCGGAAAAGAAAUAAAUGACCUGAAAAGUGAGAUCGAGAAGGGCGAACAGCGCUUGGCGGAAUGCGAGAAUAAAGCUGAGUUGACGAGUCGUUAUUUGGCCGAUGAAAACAGCAAAAUUAAACAACAAAAAGCUGAGAUCAGAUGUGAAUUAAUUGCUCUGAAACGAGAAUACGCGAAACUUCGUGAUACGACACAAACCACAGCGAAUGAGGUAAUUUCGUUACAUUAG